AUGGUUUAUAUGGUUAGGAUUGGUACCUUUGAGGAGACUUUGUUGGUCCUCGAGGAGCAAUUGAGAAGAAGAGUCUACCUGGUUUUAUUUAAAUACCUCAAUCCGUCAAUGAUCCUACUCUUCCGCUCAUCAUCCUUGAAUCACCCUGUCUUGCUUCUAUCCCUAGGGGGCAGUGUCGAGAACGAGUUUAGGAAGGGAUGGGCGUUCAUGGUGUCGGAGGCGUGGACGGAGUUGGUUCACCUUCAAAAUCCGUUUUAUCGUAACUCUGAGGAAAAGGCUAAGCUAUUAGUGCAACCGCUUGACAAACAAGGGCUCGAUUCGCUCACUCUGUGCGACUCCAAGAUCAAGAAAGUUGAUGUCGAAGCGUGCAACCAGGAAUACGCCAUGAGGCGGUCAGACAAGGCUCAGUUGGGGCGCAGAGUUCAACCUGAAUGGAAAGCCCAAUUGACUAACAAGCAAGAGAAGACACAAUUGCAUCGAACGAGAAAUGCGCUAGCAGGUCCAGAUGAACGGACGCACAGGAUGAGACUGUUUGGGGUUAAUAGAGGCCUUCAUCUCCACGUGUUGUUUCGACGUCUCGUUCCGCUGCCCACCCGGAGCAAGAAGGAACGGGUAGCGCUGUCUCGCCUUACGGCGAGGAAUGAGACCUUUGAUGUUGGCUUGCCUCAAGACGAUGUUUUGAGGCCAGAACGGUUCAAGGAGGAGUCCCCCGGAUUUACGGUCGCAUUCGAUCCGGGGAGGAUGCAAAGUUUUGUGGGUCCUAGUCAUCUCCAGGAUGGAGGGAGAUUGAACGGAGUUGGGCAAGGAAGAGAUGUGUACAUAGUUGAGAGGACGUUUCCGCUGACAGCACGAGCACAAAAAAUAGCCGCUGGGGCGUUUUAUGAUUGGGACACCAUGCCGCGUUGGGUCCAUGCUCUCAGCCUGCCCCUCGUUCUCUCGCCUACCAUCCCACAGUUCGCCUUGAGACUCGAGGGAAGCAGCAUGGAAGAUGAGGAGAUGUUCGUGCUGACCUACACAAACCCUAAGAUAGCCGCUGCAGGGCCUUCUGUCAUUGGCUCCGCGUCCCGCGCUACGCUUUGCUUCGACUGCAUAUGCCCACCUCCCGGGUGGUGCCCAUUCACAUCUCUUGGUCAAUACAACGACUUCCAGUCUAUUUUGAAGAGGAAUUGA
Messenger RNA from Lindgomyces ingoldianus, 1170 nucleotides. RefSeq lists its product as uncharacterized. The transcript is spliced from 11 exons. Lineage: Eukaryota; Fungi; Ascomycota; Dothideomycetes; Pleosporales; Lindgomycetaceae. The record is from RefSeq and is a predicted model, not a curated record. Bases 1 to 1170 code for a protein of 389 amino acids.